AGACCAGCCCCUCAACGCGAUAGCUAUUUGAAGGUGGUCUGUAACGUCAACUCCCAGUAGCAGUAGGUGACCCUUUGAUAAAUUGAAGCCAACAAACAUUUGGGGUGAUUAACACCUUCCAAGCUCAUGCUUUAAGCCCCGCUUUUGCACGUGCUUGCAUGCAAGCUUCACUUGAUUACCAUGUGUAUUACCAUUGAAAUACUGCUCAGAGCAGCAAACUUAAACGUGCAUAAGCACUGGUAGGAUUCAUAUCUAAAUCUUUCCCCCUUACAUCUUUCUUUUUCACUGAGAAGAUACCAUGGGACUUUUUGACAGAGAAGACGACAAGGCUGGCAAAAAUCAAGAGACUGGUUGUUGAAUCAACUCUUUCAGUAUUUCCUUGUAAUUUUGUAAAAGUAGCAUGGAAUUUGCUUAGGAAUACUAGAAUAUGAAACUGGAGAUAUGCAAAGAGAUUCACAGUGUAAAAGCUGGGUAUUUCUAAAGUGGAGAAUAAAUGACUGAUGUAUAGGGAUAUGUCCUCAGCACCAACCACUCCUCCGUCAGUGGAUAAAGUAGACGGAUUUUCUCGGAAGUCCGUCAGAAAAGCCAGGCAGAAGAGGUCGCAAAGCUCCUCCCAGUUUAGGUCUCAGGGCAAGCCUAUUGAAUUAACACCUCUGCCUCUGCUAAAAGACGUUCCAUCUUCAGAGCAGCCUGAACUGUUCCUAAAGAAACUUCAACAGUGUUGUGUCAUUUUUGACUUCAUGGACACACUAUCAGACCUUAAAAUGAAAGAAUACAAGCGCUCUACUCUUAAUGAACUGGUGGACUACAUCACAAUAAGCAGAGGCUGUUUGACAGAGCAGACUUACCCUGAAGUAGUUAGAAUGGUAUCUUGCAAUAUAUUCAGAACUCUCCCACCUAGUGACAGCAAUGAAUUUGACCCAGAAGAAGAUGAACCCACCCUUGAGGCAUCAUGGCCACAUUUACAGCUUGUAUAUGAGUUUUUCAUACGAUUUUUGGAAAGCCAAGAAUUCCAACCCAGCAUUGCCAAAAAGUACAUAGAUCAAAAAUUUGUAUUACAGCUUUUGGAACUGUUUGACAGUGAAGACCCCCGAGAGCGAGACUACCUGAAAACAGUCUUACACAGAAUUUAUGGCAAAUUUCUUGGUCUUAGAGCAUUUAUCCGAAAACAGAUAAACAAUAUUUUUCUACGGUUUGUUUAUGAAACUGAACAUUUCAAUGGUGUAGCUGAACUGCUGGAAAUUUUAGGAAGUAUUAUCAAUGGUUUUGCUUUACCUCUGAAGGCAGAGCACAAACAGUUUCUGGUGAAGGUGCUGAUUCCUUUACAUACUGUCAGGAGUUUAUCGCUCUUCCAUGCGCAGCUGGCAUAUUGCAUAGUACAGUUCUUGGAGAAAGAUCCUUCACUCACAGAACCAGUCAUUAGAGGCUUAAUGAAAUUCUGGCCAAAAACUUGCAGUCAGAAAGAGGUCAUGUUCCUCGGGGAGCUAGAAGAGAUCUUGGACGUGAUUGAACCUUCACAGUUCGUCAAAAUUCAGGAGCCCUUAUUUAAACAAAUUGCCAAGUGUGUGUCCAGCCCUCACUUUCAGGUGGCAGAAAGAGCACUGUAUUAUUGGAAUAAUGAAUACAUCAUGAGUUUAAUAGAGGAGAACUCCAAUGUUAUACUUCCUAUCAUGUUUUCCAGUCUUUAUAGGAUUUCCAAAGAACACUGGAAUCCGGCUAUUGUGGCUUUAGUCUACAAUGUGUUGAAGGCAUUUAUGGAAAUGAACAGCACCAUGUUUGAUGAGCUGACAGCCACUUACAAGUCAGAUCGUCAGCGCUUAUCCAAAGCGGCAGGUGAAAAAAAUGAGGAAACUUCGGGAACUCCGACUCGUUUAAGUCGUGCCUUUUGUGUGACUCAGGGUUCCCACAAGCAAAGCGAAGGGUACUGUAUGUCAUCAAACCUUGUUAGUGAGAAGAAGAAGGAAAAGGAACGUGAAGAACUUUGGAAAAAACUGGAGGAUUUGGAAUUAAAGCGAGGUCUUAGACGUGAUGGAAUUAUUCCAACUUAACAAAAGAAACAAAACAACAUUAUUAACCUGUGGAGUCACACAUUUAUGUAGUAGAAGAUGGAGCAACAGUUUUCUGUAUUGUGCAACUUUACAGUAGAUUUCACAUUUGUUUCAUUAUUACAACAGCACUGUAUAUACCUGUCUCUAAGUAAAGGAAUAAUAAGGACUUUAAUCCAAAGUUUGGACAGCAGAUGGACUUCUCAGAACUUUGCAAACAUAAUAAUUGUUUUAACCCUUCUUUAAAACCAGUCUUCUAAGAUCUGUUGAUGAAAAUUGCUAUGUCAGAAUUCCAUUGUCAGGACUUUGUUCCUUAUUUAUCAUUAGCAGAGAGUAUGAUACAACUUUCAGAUGUGAACAAUCUUAAAUUUAGCUUGUCUUUCUGCUAAACUGUUAAAUGUAUUUAUAGUAAAAGAGAAAAAAAAAGACUGUCAUUUCCUUAUGAGUUUGUGUAACAUCCUCCUUCUCUGGAUAACUUUACUGUAAUAUUGACAUUUUUUUUUUUCCUUUUGCACAUCUUCAUGAGUUGAAUGUCCAUGCAGAUCAGGGCCAUGGAAAAUAUAGGUCCCUAAUAAAGUUUUGUUUACUGGUGCAAACAUUUUCUAGUACCAGUCAAGCACUGGUGCUCCUUUGAUUUGAACAUUGAGCAAACACAAAGAGGUGAUCAACAUAGGGGAAGGGGAUUUUGGAUUCAUGCAUCAAUUUAUUGCAAAUCUAAACUAGUCUCUCGAAUCCUUUGAAAAUGGGCAGUGGUAACGCGUACAGAGUUCGGUACCUAACCAGUAUUAGCGACAUGCUAUUGGACACACAUACUAGAGCUGUUACUAAUAGGUAAAUUAUUACAAGAUCUAUGUUUUUAUUGGACCAUUUUGAAAUAAUAAAGACAAACGCUAAACAGUACAAGCCUGAAAUUGGUCUCCAGUGGUCAUGGAUCUAAUUGAGAAAAGAGUUGAGCAAACAGUUUGGACUGUUUGGAGUUGUUGCCUUACUUUUUAAUAUGUAUUUAUAAAGUAUUCCAGCAAAAGAGGAUGUAGCCUCUGAAAAACAUACUCUAGUAAUGUUUUUGUGACUCUAGUACUAUUACUCAUCGCAGCACCAGCCCUAUGGUUUUAGCUGGAAAGGAUUCUGGAUAAUAUACUUCCUGCAUUCUGAACUGGAUGCUCAUUCCUAACUACUGUAUUUGUUACCAAAAGUGGUUCUACAAAUGCUACUGAAAAAAAAAAAUUCUGGAAAUCCUAAUGUUCUGAGUAUUAAUAAUAAAGUUUAAAAUGCUUUUAUAUCAAAGGUGCAUUGUGACCAAAUUGUUUAAAACAAAACAACAAGAAAAAGAGGGCUGUAUUAUAAGUAUACAUUAUUGGCUAUCUACUUUGUAUUUAAAAGUGGAAUCUUACAUCUUUGGUAGGUAAAAUGCUGAUAAGACUUAUGUACAGUAUAUAUUUAGCUAAUGCAGUUGCAUUAUUAUAUACCGAAAGGUAUGUGUUUCAGGAUUUUUCUCCAGGAUGCUUUUGAACUGUUAUAGAUGUAUGACAACAGUGAGUUGAUAAUCCUAAACCAUCAGUCCAGCAGUAUUUACAGUAUAAAGCUGACUUGGUGUUCUUGAGUCUUUGUGAUAGUUGCAAACAUGAAUUUUAUGACCUGUUGCCAUUGAUAGAAAUACAAUAUAAAUACAAGCUUAUAUAUUUUUCUUCCUACCAUUUAAACAUACAGUAGAAUUUGAAGUCUUACUGUUUCCAAGUGCAAAAAAAAGGGGGUGUGGGGUGGGGAAGAAAAAGGUUCAAUUGCCAGAUUACAGACUGUUUCAGGAUUAUCAGGUCACAGUUUGUAUACUUGGGUCUGCACAUAUGGAUGUUGUAAACUGAACAACUUUGUAAAAUCUUGACGCUGUUAAUUCUGAAAAAAGCAGAAGUAAACUAGUCAUGAAGCACCAAACACAACAUGGUUUAAUGGGAUUAAUAUAAGCUUCUUUUAAAUAUGGACUGGGACUCGGUGUGAAUUUGGCAAAUACUGUCAUAGGUGAAACGUUUUAUUUUCAAAGUGCUGGAGCAAAGGUGCAAGCUUAAAUACUGAAGACUAAAUAAAUUUAUAACAAAUACUGUCCCUUUAGCCCUGUGGUUUUGACAGUCUUUUGUUUUUACUUUGAAUUAGAGUUAAAGUUGAUAAUGUGAAUUUUACCUUUGAAGUUAACAUGCGUUCUGAGAGGGCAGAAAGACGUAUGCCUGGCUAGACUGAGAAAUUUAAAAAAACUGAGCUAUUAUGGAAGAAAGAAAUCUCAAUGAUUCCAUGUUUUCUACCUGAUGGGAGUGAAACAGAACAAUGUAAAAUUAGAAAAGGUACCUUGUCCUGUACUUAGAGAUGAGGUGAGUGUUGACUGUUCAUGGAUAUUCUUGACUUCAGCAUGACCUCCUCGUAUUAAUCAUGCAAAACUAAUGAGAACCUAGCUGGUUGCCAUAUUGUGUUACCUCUAAUGUGGGGAGAAUGGGGAAUAUCUAAACUUUAUAGAUGAUAUAUCACUUCCAAGAAGGAAUAUUUCUUUAAAUUGAAUGAGACAAUGUGAUAUUAGUCACAUGACUAAAAAGCUGAUGUAAUCUUAAAAAUUGCACUGUGUGAUGUACUUAAAGGAGCACUUGUCAUAGUAGUACAACAGCACCCAUGUGAUCCACUGUUGGCUGCAACCCAGAUGCAAUAUCCUGCACUGUUCCACGUGCAAGACUCCCACGAGCAACAGUUGGAGUUUUAUGCAAAGAUGAAGGCAGUAUGUGGGCCCAAGUUGAUUGUGAUCCGUGCACCUAUUUUAUUAAGCUUUUAUUUCCUUCAUGAUUUCCAGAAAUGACCUUUUUUUGUUGUUGAAUGUCUUUCACAGACUGCUAGCACUGUAGUUGAUGGGUGAUCGCUCAUCUCCUGUGCCAUAUUGGUUUCAGGUGAUUAAAUGUUAUCAGGUAAAAGUUUUUAAAAAACAAAAAAAACCAACAA
Molecule: messenger RNA, 5015 nt
Organism: Gavialis gangeticus (Gharial)
Lineage: Eukaryota; Metazoa; Chordata; Crocodylia; Gavialidae
Gene: PPP2R5E
Product: protein phosphatase 2 regulatory subunit B'epsilon
Exons: 15
Coding region: 501-2048 (515 amino acids)
Biological process (GO): protein dephosphorylation; signal transduction
Cellular component (GO): cytosol; protein phosphatase type 2A complex; nucleus
Molecular function (GO): protein phosphatase activator activity
Source: RefSeq, a predicted model, not a curated record